GCGAAGGCAGGGCCUGGGUGGCGUGACGACGGGGUUGAACGUGGUGUCACCGCUCACUCCGCGAAGUCUGGGAUCUGGCGGGUCGGCUUGGGACCUGUGGCCUCUCCGUCCUUCUGCGAGCUGUAGGGCCGGGAAGCCUGCACCCUCAGGCGCAUGCGCUGCCUUGCCGGAUGCCUUCUGCGUUCGUAGGGUCAGAGGUCAAGGGGAAGGUCUGAGAGAGAGUGAUGUACCGUCUGACCUCAGUCGUGCUACCACGGGCCUUGGCCCAGGCCGUGCGCACAGGACAUCUCAGUGGCCGAAGCCUUCAUAGCAGUGCAGUGGCAGCCACCUACAAGUAUGUGAAUGUGUCAGAGUUGGAGAUGGACAUGAAGUCCGUGACUGACCGUGCAGCUCGGACUCUGUUGUGGACAGAACUCUUCCGAGGACUGGGCAUGACCCUGAGCUACCUCUUUCGGGAGCCCGCCACCAUCAACUACCCAUUUGAGAAGGGCCCGCUGAGUCCACGCUUCCGUGGGGAACACGCAUUGCGCCGCUACCCAUCCGGGGAGGAACGCUGCAUUGCCUGCAAGCUCUGUGAGGCCAUCUGUCCUGCACAGGCCAUCACCAUCGAGGCUGAGCCAAGAGCCGAUGGCAGCCGCCGGACUACACGCUAUGACAUCGACAUGACCAAGUGUAUCUACUGCGGUUUCUGCCAGGAGGCCUGCCCUGUUGACGCCAUCGUGGAGGGCCCCAACUUUGAGUUCUCCACCGAGACUCAUGAGGAGUUACUGUACAACAAGGAGAAGUUGUUGAAUAAUGGGGACAAGUGGGAGGCCGAGAUCUCCGCCAACAUCCAGGCCGACUACCUGUACCGGUGACCUGGCCACGUGGCUCGGUCCCGUAGCCCCUGCUGCCCAUAAAGAAGCUAUGAUCCUACA
Molecule: messenger RNA, 917 nt
Organism: Peromyscus californicus insignis
Lineage: Eukaryota; Metazoa; Chordata; Mammalia; Rodentia; Cricetidae
Gene: Ndufs8
Product: NADH:ubiquinone oxidoreductase core subunit S8
Exons: 7
Coding region: 225-857 (210 amino acids)
Biological process (GO): mitochondrial respiratory chain complex I assembly; mitochondrial electron transport, NADH to ubiquinone
Cellular component (GO): membrane
Molecular function (GO): NADH dehydrogenase activity; 4 iron, 4 sulfur cluster binding
Source: RefSeq, a predicted model, not a curated record